Molecule: messenger RNA, 5125 nt
Organism: Culex pipiens pallens (northern house mosquito)
Lineage: Eukaryota; Metazoa; Arthropoda; Insecta; Diptera; Culicidae
Product: luc7-like protein 3
Exons: 5
Coding region: 260-1276 (338 amino acids)
Biological process (GO): mRNA splice site recognition
Cellular component (GO): U1 snRNP; U2-type prespliceosome
Molecular function (GO): mRNA binding
Source: RefSeq, a predicted model, not a curated record
CCACUGUUCGGCAUAAAGAAAAAUCUACCAAGAAGAGAAUCACGGCAAACUUCAAAGUUGGUGAAAAAUCGAAUAUUUUACUGUUUAAAGUAGUUGAAAUCGAUUAAAAGCUAGUGCAAGUAGUAAAACUAAGUCGAGUGCAUAGUUUGCAAAUAUUUUCCGGCGUUGAUCGUUCCAAAUCGGACGGAAAUCGACAUUUUUCACUUCGCGUACCUUCUACCAAGAACAAUAACACCAGUAAGAGCGACAAGAAGAAGCCAUGGUGGACGUCGCGAGACAGCUGCUGGACGAGCUGAUGGGAAGGAACCGCAACCUGGAUCCCUCCGUGAAAGGCAAGGCACUGAACUGGGAGGAUGAAGAGUUCUGCACGUUUUUCAUGGUCAAGUUCUGCCCGCACGACCUGUUCGUCAACACGCGGGCGGACCUCGGCCAGUGCGGCAAGCUCCACGACGAGGAGGCCAAGCGGCUGUUCGAGCAGUCCAAACCGACCCGCAAGAAGAUCCAGUACGAGGACGACUUCCUGCGCUUCUGCAGCAACAUGAUCAACGAGGUGGACCGCAAGAUCAUGAAGGGCAAGCAGCGGCUGCUGCUGAUGAACAGCAAGCUGGAGGGCCGGCCCGUGUCCAAGCAGCAGGAGCAGGUCAACACGAUGACCGAGAAGAUCAACAAGCUGCUGCGCGAAGCCGAGGAGGCCGGAAUCCGGGGGGACGUCGACCAGGCCCAGAGCCUGAUGCAGAUGAGCGACCAGCUGAAGGAGGAAAAGGACGAGCUGGUGAAGCAGGCGGAAACGAACGGCUGGUCGGUGACGGCGGAAAUUGCCGCCGCGCAGGAGAAGCAGAUGGAGGUGUGCGAGGUUUGCGGGGCGUUUUUGAUUGUGGGCGAUGCCCAGCAACGAAUCGAUGACCAUUUGACGGGCAAGCAGCAUUUGGGCUACUCGAAAUUGAGACAGGCCGUCGAAGAAAUGGAAGCUAAACGGCACAGCCCGGUUAAAGUGGAGGAACGCCGACGGGAUGAUGAUCGGAAGGAUCGUAGGGAUAGACGGCGUGAUGAACCGAGAUCGAGGGAACGCGACGACCGGUUCCACCGCGGCGGUGGCGGUGGCUUUGGAGACGAUAAUAGACGACGCGAUAACCGACGAGACCACCGCGAUCGCGAUUACGAGCGCUACGGACGAGGACGCGGGGGCGGCCAUGGAAGUGGUGGUCACGAAGGCCGCGAACGCGAACGUCACCACAAGCGUUCUGAACGCCACCGCAGCAGAAGCCGCAGUCACUAAGAGGAACUUCAAGCCAUACUCCUGUUUUCGUUUCCCGUUUUGUCGUGCCGCCGAGUGUGUGUUGUGCUGCAUCGUUUCCCGCUUGUUCGUUCUAUUGAGAGGUAUCCCAAGCUACGCAAUUAAAAAUCUAAACAUAAUUCCGCCCCUGCCCAAGGUAAGUCGUCCCAUUCCGUGCCAAGUUUCUAACCGAUUUCGUUCUUUAUUUUCUUUCAUUGUCGAAUGUGUCUUACCGUGUGUGUGUUUGGGUGUGAGAGCGCGUAAAAUCGGGUAAGACGCGACCAGAACAAACAGAAUCAUUCACACUCAGGCACAUUACUUCUAACAUAAAUGCGGAGGGUUAGUGUCUUUGGAUGCCGAGCCGGAAAAUCCGUUCGCCACUGUUCUUGUAGGGAAGUCGCGGGGAUCGUCCCACAAACAGGUAUAACUCACUUUAAGAUUGCACGACAAGUGCACUAAAAUUGUAAAUCUUGAGUAUUUUGCAGUUCUUGAGUUUUGAUCGAGCUCGCGGGGACAUUUUCCCUUGAUUUUGGGAAGUUGACAAGGUAUUUCCGAUAUCUUAAAGCUUCUCUGCCGUAGACAUACACCGUGUUAUUUAUAGAUUUCCACUUGAUUCGAUCAGGAAAAGUUGAUGCGUCCAGAGUGCGAGAUUGAAGGAUUGCAAGUUAAAAGAGGUACAUUUUUAAAGCGUAAAACUUUUUCAAACACUCAUACUUAGGGACAAAUUGGAACAAGUCGGCUGAUCGGUUGCGUUGCAGAACGUCAGUAGAGAUCAACGAGCACACACUAUCUAGCAGGUAUUCCAAAUUUGAUUGUGGCCGAUUGUGCCGUUUGGGGUGGGGUGAUGAUUUCGCGAGAUUGCGAAUCGUCCCCCUUUUCUUGGGUUGUUGUCCGUAGGUUUCACCUUGUUUGUGUCGGAAUCGGGCCCGGAAGAGAGAUAAAUUGCUGCGCAGAAUUGAUUGAACGAUGCACGGAGGUAAUUGCUUCUUGAUCGUACCCUAAAUCCAACUUUCAUUCAGGCAGAGAGAAAGUGCUUCUUUGUUGGCAGGCACGAUUUGAACAAGAUUUAUUGCUGAUUCAAACAUUGAAAGGUAAAUUAACAUUACACAAAGCUGUAACUUGCUGUUCAACCGUGUUCGCGCCGUCGUACCCGCCGCAACUUGUCUGAUCACCAGACACGGUCUCGAGUUGACCGCAAACUUCUGCUUUGCCCUCCCCCUGUGUGUACGCAAACGAAAAAAGGUAUUUGACAAACAUACUUUAAGACCUAAUCUCUAGCAGCGGUAAAACGUGAAAAUUCGCGUCGUAAUUUAGUUCGUCACAUAGAAAAAAAGAAAACACUUCGCCAAAGACACUUCAUUAUGUACGGUAAACUCUUCUAUCAAGGUAUUUAUUAUAUACUAAAAGCAACAGACAGUAAAUCAUAUCGUGUAAUGCUUAUCUGAAGUAAACUUUGGUCGAUCAAUUGAGAACUACAAAAUGUAAAAAAAGAGUUUAAAUCAGCAGCAAAGUUCUCAAUUUAUUCGAUCAAAGCUAAUUAAACUCUAGAAAAAUCUACAAUCAUCAUACCAAAACCUCAAAAUUAUCAUGGAAAUGUUUUUCUUUCUCAUUUCAUUCGUUUCAGAAACUGUUCCCAAAAUCCACAAUACCGGCGAUUGGCGCAAUCACCCAUGUAGGCGUUUCUUAUCACGUUUGAUAAUCAUAUGAAUUAAACAAAAACAAACUAGUUUAAAAAGCUACUUAUUCAACGAUCUGAGCAAAACUAUUCUGCACCACCACCACCACCACCAUCAUACCGAGCGACGUUUAAUUUGCAGGUACCGUACGUUUCCUUUUUUUCUGUUUCACUUUACCAUACAAUAUCAUGUGUAAAAAUAGUAUUGUAAGCCCCAAGAAAAAAACACAACAACAAUUGAAAUAUCCUCCAACUGGCUCUGUCCACCCAUCAUCGGACGGGAAGAAGAAGGUAUCUCCCUAUUGGUAUCCAAUAAAAGCAACUUCUCACGAUUCAAUCUCUCUGUGUAACGCUUGAUAUCUUCUCGAUUUUGCCCGCUUCUUAAUAUAUUUAAUGUUUAGUUUACUUUUCGCCCCUUUCCCCAACAAAAAUUAAAAAAAAAAACGAGCAUAAGGGUGUGUUCUCAUAACUCCUGAAUUCACGUCGUUGAAUUGACGUUACCGGUUCAUCUGUAGACGUAAAUAGUUUUUCACCAAUUCACGCAUGUUUUUCAUCCAAAAUCUUUGUCAACAUGCUUGCUUACUUUGAAAAAGAUAUUUGAAGUUGUUUUUGUAAGGAUUUUCCCGGAAAAACUUGAAAAUUUCCACCUCAAACUUUCCAGGUGGAAGAACCGCUUCAGGUCUAAAAACGUCUUUCACUUGAAUUGACGUCGUGACGUGAAUGAUUUAACGUCGGACGUAAAUUGCAUGCAAGUCUCCAUUAUGGAAGUCGCAAAUAUAGUUUGCCAUAAAAAAAUCGACUUUGCCGAAUAAAGUGUAUUUUUUUUAUCAAAUCGUCAGCAAAUGUAGCUAAGUUAACAUCAACAAGUUUGCAAUUUUAAUUUGCAUUUAAAAUCAUAUAGCAAGGGUGUCCAACCUUUGGCCAUGCGGGCCGGAUAGUUUUUUUUUACAAUGAAAAUACACCAAUUAACAUAUGUUUGGCCUGGAUUCAGGGAAUUUUAACAAAUGUUUACUGCAAAGAAAAUCGUUCGAGAGAAUAUUUUCACACAAUUUUAAAAUAUAGAUCAUUGGUAAAUGAAACAUAGUAUUUUUGAAAAACAAAUGAAUAACUUUUACCGUCCUUGGGGUAAAUUUUUAUAGCUGUUUCAUAUACGUUUUUGCCAAUAAUUCGGUGCUUUUGUAUUGAAAAUUGAUGAAAUAUAAUAAAUAUAUGCCUCUUAAAAUUCAAAAAGCUUGUCUCAGAACUCAUAUCUACCGAAAUGCGAAAAAAGAAAAUAUAUAUAUAUCAUUUAUUUAGCCUGUGCAAUGGUGCAAUCAAAUACAUAUUCAACAAAGGAACUGACUCACUCUGAACCUAUGCUUUAUCAUAAAAACACAUUAUUUAUACAGAAACUUUGUGAAAAUAACAAAAUCAUUUAGAAAUCAACUGAAAAUGGAGUUCGCAUACCAAAAAUGCUUUUUAGACAAAAAAAAACUCAUUGACGGGAAAUUAAUGUUGGCUCCGGUCUCACCCAGAGUUCUUUGAUACUUACUAACAUCAGUUUGGCAAAAACCACCCCAUCAGUCAAAACUUAGACUUGAAUUGAAAAUCGUUGGUCGAUGAUCCUUGUUUGAACGAUUGAUUAACGGAACAUUCAUGGUUAUGGAAAAUCUAAACGCAAAUUAAGCAGUCGGAAUAACACCCCAAACACCCGGAUCAGUUAAAUUGUCAUUUUUAUUAAAAAUAUAAGUCACUUUCAAAAAUUAUUCCAGAUUUUCGUCGUUUUCAAAAGCUAAGCAUUUACAGAAAAUGUGCGAUCACUGCCAUCUGGCGGAGUUUCCGCUAUAAAAAACGUUAGCGGUUUACUUUUUCCGAAGACACAAACCAAUCGGUUCGACGUUAAUUCAAAGACGUCUUUUGCGAAUUUACGUCAAUUCUGGAGUUAUGAGAACACACCCUAACGGGGUUGAAAUUAAGUGUAAAAAAAACUCUAGUUUUAAACAGUUGCAAACGGAUUAAAUAAACCAAAAUCAUACAGCAAAAAAAAAGUAGUGAAGCAAGUGACACUAAGUUACGCGUAGCUUUUAGAGAUGGUGUUGUGCGCCACCAGCUCGUCAUCGCGACACUAGGUGGGCGUCCAAAGCCGCAUCCAGUUUCAUCUGUUUCAAUAAAAGUACAAUCGUAUAAAGAGAAUAAAA